Messenger RNA from Eleginops maclovinus (Patagonian blennie), 3728 nucleotides. RefSeq names its product pbx/knotted 1 homeobox 1.1 (gene pknox1.1). Gene Ontology annotation, biological process: regulation of transcription by RNA polymerase II; angiogenesis. The record is from RefSeq and is a predicted model, not a curated record. The coding region runs from base 786 to 2153 and encodes 455 amino acids. Gene Ontology annotation, molecular function: RNA polymerase II cis-regulatory region sequence-specific DNA binding. The transcript is spliced from 11 exons. NCBI's taxonomy places the organism in Eukaryota, Metazoa, Chordata, Actinopteri, Perciformes, Eleginopidae.
GCGUUUUGGGGGCAGAGGAGGAUUGUGGAAAAGCAAAGGGCGAGAGCUAGAAACGAGGCCCGACAGUUGUAGCGUUCGCGCGGAGGGGAGGGGAAGGAGAGGGCAGCUGUCCCCGCUUGAUUGAUUGACUGGUGUGGGAAGGGUUUGCCUAUCAACGUAGCUAGUCUGUUGUGCAUCCAAUGCUUCUUAAUAUCACUGCAAUUGAGUUACUGUUUAUUGCUUUCAAGAAAUGCAUUUUCAUUUGAAAUGUUAAAUAAGCAAUGCUAACGCCUUUCGAAUCAACUUUCUUCGUAUCCAUCCGCAGCGGGGUCUUUUUUUUGUACCUGCCUAGCUAGGUUAGCUUGUUUUUUUGGCAGUGAUCCCCCUUGCUAAAUAUGGCGCGUCACAUUUGGCCUCACCGUACAGUAUACGAAACACGUAUAAGGUAACAGUACCUGACUAAUGUUAGCUGUGUCUCGGACAGACGGUCCUCCUUUUAGGUUAACCUUUAUUAUGCUCGUGAGCUAACGCCAAUGUGGCGUUAACGGUACAUGUUAACCGAUAAAUACUGUGGAAAAACAAGGCUUACUCCCGCCGAGCUGCUUUGUCUGCGAAUAUCACGAACGGUAUACUACAUGGAAGAUGGACAAUGAUGUUAGCCCCAAGGCUUUAUUACACUUUUAUCUCCCCUUACCGCCACAAAGGGUACGAAGCUAACCCAGGGCUAACAGCUAAGCACGUCGUGGUUGGCCACCUGUCCCCGCUCUCUAUAAUGCCCAGGUGUUUGCAGCAUCUGCAGUGAAGUGAUGGCAGCCCAGUCGGUUUCCAUAGAAAAGUACCCGAAGGGAGAGCAGCAGAUGCAAGGUGUAGUGAAGGUGGACGGAGAUUCCGAGCAGAAGUAUCUUGAGGGGACGUUGGCAGAGGUGCCCAGCCCGGCCCCCACAGAGCCACAGACACCCAUGGACGUGGACAAAGCCUCCAUAUAUCGGCACCCCCUGUUCCCUCUCUUGGCCCUGCUGUUUGAGAAGUGUGAACAGUCCACGCUCAGCUCUGAUUGCAUCACCUCGGCCAGCUUUGACGUGGACAUUGAGAACUUUGUCCGCAAUCAGGAGAAAGAGGGGAAGCCCUUCUUCAGCGAGGACCCUGAACUCGACAACUUGAUGGUGAAAGCCAUCCAGGUGCUGCGCAUCCACCUGCUGGAGCUGGAGAAGGUGAGUGACCUGUGUAAGGACUUCUGCAGUCGCUACAUUGCCUGCCUCAAGACUAAGAUGAACAGCGAGACCCUGCUGAGUGGAGACCCGGGGAGCCCCUACUCCCCCGUGCAAGGCCAGGUCCAGGGUUUCUCCCCCAUCAAGACGCCGGUAUGGACUACCCCCAGCUCUAUCUCGGGGACCAUCAGUCCCCAGGGUCAGAUCAUGGUGCCAACAUCAGCCCUGCAGCAAGGGAACGUUACCGUGACAGCCGUCAACCCCACCCAGGUGGUCGCAGGUAUGUCACCAUGGCAUACAACAACUCCUCCCUCAGGUGGGACGGUGUACCAGCCUGUUACAGUCGUCACUCCUCAGGGUCAGGUGGUAACACAGGCCCUUUCUCCCGGGACAAUACGCGUCCAAAACAAUCAGCUCCAGCUGCAGUUUCACCAGGACCUGAACCUCUUUAAUCACGACGACAACUCAUCCAAGAACAAACGUGGUGUCCUACCUAAGCAGGCAACCAAUGUCAUGCGCUCGUGGCUCUUCCAGCACAUUGGGCAUCCAUACCCAACCGAGGAUGAGAAGAAACAGAUUGCCACUCAGACAAACCUAACUCUUCUGCAGGUCAACAACUGGUUCAUAAAUGCCAGGAGGCGGAUCCUGCAGCCCAUGUUGGAUGCCAGCUCCGCUGAGACACCAAAAGCCAAGAAGAAGACGCCUCAGAACCGGCCCCUGCAGCGCUUCUGGCCUGACUCCAUUGCCACAGGGGGGGGCCAGCAGCAAGUCACCAUGCCUGAUGGGACAAUGGUGACGAUGAACAUGGAGAGUCUGCAGAGUCUGACGUCAGACGGGGCCACACUGGCAGUACAGCAGGUGAUGCUGGGGGGCCACAGCGAGGACGAGUCGGGGGACAGUGGAGACGAAGACGAUGAUGCGGACAUGGCCGGGCUGGGCCUGGACAACAGCGACUCAUUGCAGUAGAGGACAAACACCUCACAUUGAUCUACACACAUGCGUCCAUAGGUCUGCAGCGUUUUCAAACACACGAGUCCUCGUCAGACACACAUUAGGUUUACAUCGAGCACAAAAAUACAGGACGUCCCGCUCCUGCACUCCAACCCCCCCACCCUGCUGAACGGCAGUUUAUGCUGCGUGUGUACAUCAGGAGUUUCAUUUCCGAAACCCUUUUUUGAUUACUAAGUUGAUGUAUGCCAGUGCACUUUUGUAUAUUGAAGCUCAAAAAGAUUAAAUCAAACAGAAGAAAAAAUGAGUGUUUAACACUUGAAGCAAGUUUGUAUGCUCCGCUGAUAAAUGUUGACUGAUCUCUGAUUUGUUCCCCGUCCCCUGUUGAAUUCUCAUUUUGGAUGCCAACAAUUUCAAGUUGUAUCUGUAAGGGUUUGUCUUCACUUUUUGCAUGCUUGUGUUUGAGUAGAUGUGCGCAUUUUUGCGACGGACUCCGCGACUCUCACUUGGGCCCCUGCAGGCCGAGCGGAGCUGGUGGAGAGAUUUGAAAAAAAAAAAAAAAGGAGAGAUGCUUAUUUUUAUAUACAAACGUAUGAAAUUCCAGUUUUUUGUUUCAAUUUUGUGUUCUCCUGUUUUGUAAGGAAUAUUUAUGUACAGAUUCAUAAUUAAAGUUAGUGACCCUGUUUUCCAGGGUUCUUUGAAGUUUUCUAAAAAAAACAAAGGAAUUGAAUCCUGAAGAAAAUUACUAUUUAAAUUGGUUUUAAACUUACAAUACUAACAAGGCCUUACCUGUGUUCUUUUUUAAAGAAUUCUUGCCAAGAAGCACAAAAACAAAGUCUGACCCUUGGUGAAAUUGGUCAAAACGACACUAAACUGCAGUCAAUGUGUGGUUCUGUAAAGCAUUGUUAAUAAUUUUACUCUGCAUACAACCAUGUUAUGUGAAGUAAUCUUUCACAGUAACUUGACUGCAGUGCUCAGAUUUCUUGCAUACACUUUUACCCUCAUUGUGUAUAACAUACGUUACGUCUCUUAAUCAUUUGACAGUAGUAGCAAACUUUCUAAAAUGCACAAUCCAGAACACUAUGCUAACCACACAAUCACAAGGGUCAGGGGCACCACAUUGAGGUCUGAGCUCCAUUAUCAACAAGCAGUGGACUUUUGCACGCGUUAAACUUUUAUUUAUGUACACGUACAUGCUGUGCUUAAAACAGGGCAGGUGUUAAGUUGAUUGGCGCCUGAGGGACGCUGUGACCCCUUCCACUACAAUUGCAUGUAGUGAGACGCCACAUCUCUAUCAGUAUGUUGAUAUUACUUCACAAAUAGGGUGCCUCUUGUUUGAAAAUCUGUAAUAUUGUACUGUACAACAAUUGUCUGUCAAUAGCUGCAGUAUCUGGUUCAUUUCCUCCUGUAAAGUUGAGGCCUGGAAUGGUUAUUUGGUGCAGCUGAGGGUGGGGGGACUCUGGGUGGGCCCUUGCUGAACUGUCGGUUCCUCACUUGUCUUGCUUUUUAUGAAGCGUUGCUCACUUUUUUCUUGUCUGUUUUGCCUUAGAGCUUUCUAUUUUGGAAUAAACGAUGCCUAACUCUCUGCUGUGA